AUGAGCUCUUCAAGAGCCUUUCAAUGGGCCAGGGACUUCUACAACCACCCCGCUGGCCCUAAGACUGUCUUCUUCUGGGCUCCUACUUUUAAGUGGAGCCUUGGACUAGCCAACAUCGCUGACUACAAUCGGCCUCCAGAAAAGGUUUCAUACCCGCAACAAUCGGCAGCCGCGGUGACCGGCCUCAUCUUCAUGAAGUACAGUGUCGACAUUGUCCCCGUCAACUGGAAUCUCUUCAGCGUCAACGCUUUCCUCUCCGCAACCGCCAUGUGGCAGCUUGCACGAAAGCUCCACCAAGAUUACGUAGUGAAUGCUCCGCCAAAGCCUGAGGCCAUCACGGAGAAGUGA
This is a messenger RNA of Closterium sp. Naga37s-1, 348 nucleotides long. NCBI's taxonomy places the organism in Eukaryota, Viridiplantae, Streptophyta, Zygnematophyceae, Desmidiales, Closteriaceae. The record is from the annotation of a GenBank genome assembly.